Lindgomyces ingoldianus is the source of this 862-nucleotide messenger RNA. RefSeq lists its product as uncharacterized. The transcript is spliced from 3 exons. The record is from RefSeq and is a predicted model, not a curated record. Lineage: Eukaryota; Fungi; Ascomycota; Dothideomycetes; Pleosporales; Lindgomycetaceae. The coding region runs from base 1 to 705 and encodes 234 amino acids.
AUGACGCUCCUCGAAUCUGCCAACAUGAACACAUUCCUUACUACAGUUUCACUCUCGGCAUUAUUCUCAGCGGGCUUUGUGGAUUCGGUGCUAAAUCCUGCUGAUCCGACAAUUACCGCUGUCGCUAUACUCCCAAGAGACGUCAGCGACCCAUACUUCAUUGGAUACUAUCUGAAUUCUACAGAUGGUAAAUGUGCUUUAACCUCUUUGCGAUGGGUUGGGUGUGUCCCAAAUGCCGCAGGGACGACAUCAUAUUUCCUGACGAAACCUGUAGACCCAGUUACCUCGAGCUUUUCAGGUCCCUCCUUGCCCUCGACAAAGCCUACACCAAACCCAACCCCAAGUUCUGGCCCAAUAUCCUCUCCUAGCCCGGGUCCGAGCCCGGGUCCCGCAUCCUCAAGCCCUAACAAAGCUAUUUAUGCAGGCAUCGUAAUUGGAGCCGGAGCCAUCCUCGCCAUCAUUGGCUUCAUCAUUUACACCAUCAUGACAAAGCAUCGAAAGAAGGAGGAGAGCGUGAAGAAGCCUACCAGUUUCGAGGAUGCGCCUCUAGAACAACCAAUGUCUGGCCCUGUAGAGAUUAUGGGGACUCCAAUAGAUCCACCUUUCGCUGGUCCGGUUGAGAUUGGGGGGACUCCAGUAAUUCCCCGAACGCGCAGACGACUCCUCGGCCGUACGAUUACAAAGUACCCGAGUACGCUGCGAUGAGGUAGGAACCAAUGUCUACUAUUCUUAGAGUUACCAAGUUGGGGGCCACUCCUAGAAUGGCGUAGGGUCUAGGCGUAUGCUUCAUGACUGGCUAUAUUCCGAGGAGGUGGUGUCCCCAAGUCUUCAUGCCGCCGGCUAUGGCGACUCUGACUCAAAU